UGCAAGAGGCAGACAAUGCGAUGAGCUUGUAUAGAUAUUGUAACAAUGCAAAUGAGGGCUAGGGCAGAGCGCGUUAUUAUGUACAUAAAUACACACAGGCUUCUCUGUGCCAUCCCCGAAUGCAAGUGAGAGAGACUACAAAAAAAUAAAUAAAAAACCCACUGCCAGUGGUAGAGAGAGAGACAGGCUGGCAUCCCUUGUACUGGUGUGUGGUGCCGCCUGCCCAGCCCAGGAGCUGUGCCCUAGCUGUGUGCACCCUGCCUCUGCCUGCAAGAAGGAGAUUUAAGCCCAGCAAAGCCAUAGAGAAGGACAUAAGGUGCUGCUGGUUCAUCUCGAUUUUUGGGGCACCCCGGAGGAGAUCACUUUCACUUUCAGGCGCCAGAGCCUGACCCGCACCAGCCCCGAGGACUUUUGGGUGUAUUGGGGAGUAAAUAAACUUUGACAUGAUGGAAGUGGCCACGGACCAGCCUCGCUGGAUGGCACACCAUGCCGUGCUCAAUGGGCAGCACCCAGAGAGCCACCACCCGGGACUGGCACACAACUACAUGGAGCCGGCGCAGCUUUUGCCUCCUGAUGAAGUCGAUGUGUUUUUCAACCACCUGGACUCCCAGGGAAAUCCCUACUAUGCCAACUCUGCACAUGCCCGGGCUAGGGUGUCCUACAGCCAGGCUCACGCUCGCCUGACUGGCAGCCAGAUGUGCCGGCCACACAUCCUGCACAGCCCCGGGCUUCCCUGGCUGGAGAGCGGCAAGUCUGCACUGUCCGCAGCCCACCACCACAACCCCUGGACGGUCAGCCCCUUUGCCAAGACCCCGCUGCACCCCACGGCCACUGGCGGCUCCCUGUACCCGGGAGGGGGCUCCUCCGGCGGCCCGAACUCCUCUCACUCCAGCCCGCACCUGUUCGGAUUCCCCCCGACCCCUCCCAAGGACGUGUCCCCCGACCCGGGCAGCGCAGCCUCCCCCCGGGCGGAGGACAAGGACAGUAUCAAGUACCAGGUGUCCCUGUGCGAGAGCAUGAAGAUGGAGGGGGGCAGCCCUCUGAGGGGCAGCCUGGGGGGCAUGGGGGGACAGUCCUCUACCCACCACCCCAUACCCACCUACCCAUCCUAUAUGCCCGCAGCACACGAAUACAGCAGCGGCCUCUUCCACCCGGGCAGCCUCCUGGGAGGCCCAGUCUCCAGCUUCACCCCCAAGCAGAGGAGCAAGAGCAGAUCAUGUUCAGAAAGAAAUCCGGUUUCUUCGUGUUUCCAUUUAGAAGGGAGAGAGUGUGUGAACUGUGGAGCAACUGCCACCCCACUGUGGAGGAGAGACGGGACUGGCCACUAUCUUUGUAACGCCUGUGGGCUCUAUCACAAAAUGAAUGGUCAAAACCGACCACUCAUAAAACCGAAACGAAGACUGUCAGCAGCUCGAAGAGCGGGCACCUGUUGUGCAAACUGUCAGACGACGACUACAACCUUAUGGCGGCGCAAUGCAAAUGGGGACCCAGUGUGUAACGCCUGUGGACUGUACUACAAAUUACACAAUGUGAACAGGCCCCUGACCAUGAAAAAGGAAGGAAUUCAGACCAGGAAUAGGAAAAUGUCCAACAAGUCCAAGAAAAACAAGAAAGGCUCGGAGUGUUUUGAGGAACUUUCCAAGUGCAUGCAAGAGAAGAACUCCCCUUUCAGCGCGGCUGCCCUGGCCAGUCACAUGGGGCCUAUGGGGCACUUGCCUCCUUUCAGCCAUUCUGGCCACAUUUUGCAGACACCAACACCUAUUCACCCUUCCUCUAGUCUCUCCUUUGGACACCCACACCCGUCUAGCAUGGUGACGGCAAUGGGAUAAAAAUAUCUACCCAAGAGACUGUAAUAGAGCAUGUGGGAAAGGUCUGGGUUGGCGCCCAGAGCCUCCAAGAAGACAAUGUAGGACUGGCUUGCACCUCGUCUGUGGCAUCAGAUAGGCCUUCACAUUGGACUUAACCAGGACUAUUUGGUGGGACCAGAUAAAGCACUGCCCCUGGACUGGAGAAAUGGAAUAAACUGCUUUGUGACCAACCCGCGGUGAAGGUAAAGGUGGAUAUAGCGAGAUGUUUUUGUUUUUAAAUUACUGUGAAUAUUGUAAAUAUGUUAAACAUCUCGUGUGGGUUGGAAGGACCCAGUGGUAGAUGACGCUGGAUUUGUACUGCAGAUUUGUUUCAAAUGGACACGUUUAUAUAUAAAAAAAAAUGAAAAUCUAAAGCUUAAUUUUAAAAGAAAAAAAUAAUAUUUAUUUUCUGCUCCUGAAUUUUUAUCCCCUCGCCCCACCGCCACCUCUGAUAGUCUCUGCCCUCAUCCUCGGGUCAUCAGGUCUGUAAGCUAUAGACUUUUUUGCUCUGCCGCCCUACUCGGACAAGACCACCGCAACAUCUCUGAGCCGACCUUAACCCUCCUGCUGCUGGAGGGAUAUUGGUUGAAGAGGUUUUGGAAUAAGCGAUCAUGAAUGCAAACAUUGAAACAUGACUUAAUGUGGUUCAUUGUAAGUGAUUGCACCCGGUCCAUGGAUUCUGCCCCCCCCCCCCCCAAUUCUUUGGCUAAGUUCCCUAACAUUUUUAAUUUGCAUGUGUCAGAGUUUCUUUAAAUUCAAUGUGCUUUCCACAAAAAUAAUAAAUAGCAAAAAUAUGUAAAAUUUAUUUAUCCAACAGUUCAAAAUGGCUUCUUCUAGUUACACGCUCACGGAGAAAUAUAGAAAGUGGACACGUGUAUUUAUGGGACAUUAGAUAUCAUCAGUCACCUAUGAUUCUGCCAUUAAAUUAGUUGUUGAAGGGGGAAAGGGGACAAACCGAGAUUUGCAGGAGAAAUUAGUGUUCUAUUCCUACCCGUCAUUUUCACCAAAAGCAUGUAUGGCUCAAAAUUGGUGGAACCCAACUGCUCAUCCUCCACAAUGUUAUAAUGUGAAAGUGUAACAUAUUAACUGCUUGACCCUUCCCAAACACCUUGCUGUUAACAAUUCAAUAUAACAUAAUUAUGUAUAUAUUAAUUAAUAAACAAAGGGAGGGAAGCUGUGUGGAGAAUACAGUACAGCUGGAGGCAGUAAAUUAACCCAUUCAUCUUAUAGCAAAUGUACAAGAAACAUUUUGUAACAAACAUUCCUUUUAUACAUUUAUGUUAUUCUAAAUACCAAAUACAGUAAUUUAAUUCAGAAAGAAAGAAAUAAAAAGGCAAAAAGGGCCAACUCAUAUUAGCGGAGACUGUAGUUCAAAUGUCACCAGGAGAGGCAAAGUUGCAUUAUGUAAAGUAGGACGGUUUAGGGGUUGCGGCCCAAUGGUCCCUGAAAAUUUCAAUAAAACUUUAGUGGCCAGAAAACCCUUAAGAUCAUUGCUUUGAUAGCCCAGCUGUAUAGGGGGUUAAUGCUUAAUGGUACAAGUUGUACAUUAUUUUGUACCUUUUUUUCCCCUCUAAAACAGGGGCGGGUGGGUUACUGGAAAAAUAUUACUGAUACAAGAGAAAUUGAGAAGUGCAAUAUUUUGCCAGCCUGCAGAUUAAGUCUGGGGCCCGGAAAUAAAUUAUUUUGUAUCGGUAGCCGCAUAAAAUUAUACAGUAUUUUUUUUUUACCUUGUUUUAAUUAGUGACCUUAAGUUAUUGUUGAUUCUGUACACCAUGUUUAUAUAUUGUCUGUAAAAAGUGUAAUGCUAUCCUCCUAUUCAAUGAAGGUGAAUACUAAAAAUAAAAAAACCUUUUUUGUGGAA
Molecule: messenger RNA, 3708 nt
Organism: Pseudophryne corroboree (corroboree frog)
Lineage: Eukaryota; Metazoa; Chordata; Amphibia; Anura; Myobatrachidae
Gene: GATA2
Product: GATA binding protein 2
Exons: 6
Coding region: 444-1829 (461 amino acids)
Biological process (GO): cell fate commitment; positive regulation of miRNA transcription; negative regulation of transcription by RNA polymerase II
Cellular component (GO): nucleus
Molecular function (GO): zinc ion binding; RNA polymerase II cis-regulatory region sequence-specific DNA binding; DNA-binding transcription factor activity, RNA polymerase II-specific
Source: RefSeq, a predicted model, not a curated record